AUGGAGAGCAGAGGAGAAGAAGCUAGGAAGAGACGGGCGAAGCAAGCGGCAUGGCGGGUACAGCGAGGGAUCAGCCUGCACCAGGAGAGUCCGAUUCAGGUUUCCAUCGACCUCUCUGCUCCUUCCAGAAGCAGCCCGAGUCGAGGAGAAACAGCAGAAGCAGCGAGUCGAGGAGAAACAGCAGAAGCAGCGAGCCUUCGGGCGGAGAUCGAGCACGUCAAGUAUGAGCUGCAGCAGCAGAGGAGGGAGCAGGAGCAGGAGAUAAAGGAAGCGCAGCGAAGGCUGCAGGAGGAGAGGAGAAAGUUUCAGCGACAGGCAGAGGAGCAUGAAAAGGCGAUGAGGGAGAAGGAGGAGGAGAUCCUCAAGCUGCGGCAGAAGCUUGGAAGCCUCGAGGGCAACGUGGAGGAGGCGGAGAGAGACAAGCACGCGGCGCUGAGCUCGAAGCAGACGAGCAAGGAGCGGCUGCAGGAGAUCAGUAAGGCAUACAAGGAGCUCGCGCAGAGCACGAUGGAGCUGAGGAGGGAGAAGACGAGGAUGGGGAAGGAGCUGGAGCAGGUUUCGCAGCAGGAGCAGGCGCAGCGACAGCAGAACGUGAGGCUGUGCAAGGAGUUUCCCGAGAAGCUGGAGGAGGUGAGGAGGAGGAUGAAGCAGGGGCUGAAGACGCUCUCCUCCAUGGUGGAGAAGGCGAAGAGAGAGAGGGACGAGCAGAUCCGGACGAGAGUGAAGGCCCUGCGAGGGGAGGGGCAGCGGCUGCGCGUGCUGGUGCGGGAGCUCAUGAGAGCAAGUCCGAACCUGGAGGAGCUGGAGGACGGGAGGAUGGAGGAGAUGAGGAGGAUGGCGGUAGAGAACAAGCAGCUGGUUGCCCUGCUGGGGGGAGACGCCCGUGCUCCUCGUCAUGGGGACGUGAACCUAUGGACUCUGUACCAGCAGGCGAGGGAGGAGGCGGACGGGGUGAGGAAGGAGCAGCGGUUGGUGAAGGAGGGGCUGCAUGAAGAGCUGCAGUGGGUGAAGGGGAAACUGGCGGGGGCAGAGAGGGACCAGGAGGAGCAGAGCAAGGAGAUGAAGAGGAUGGCGCAAAGACUUCAGUUCCGAGAUGAAAAGCUUCUCCUCCUCACCAAGGAGCUGGAGGCGGCGAGGGAGGAGUUAGAGACGCUGAGGAAGGACAAGCUUGCGGGCUCUGGAGGAAGCCGGAGGGAGGAGGCGGCAGGGGAGGAGGAGGAGGAGGAGGCUCGGGGAGUGGGCGUGGAGGGAGAGGACAAGGACGGUAUCAUCCAUCAGCUGCAGGAGGACAAACGUCUGCAAGCUCAGGUGCUGCAGCACCUGCGGAAGAAGUGCAAGGAGCUCGAGCGAGUCCUGCAAGAUUCUCGCAGGCUUUCGAAGCCCUCCUCCUCCUCCUCCUCCUCCGUGUUGCGCGAGCAGGAGGAGGUGCAGCGAGCUGGGCAGGUGGUGGUGAAGGAGGAGGAGGAAGAAGUUUUCUCGCGCAUCAGUGAGGGGCUGGAGAACUUUCUGCUGGCUGCUGAGGACGCGUUCGAGGCACAAGCAAAGAGCUCCCUCCGUAGGCGCAGGAGCAGGGAGGUCAGCCGCUCACGACCCGGCACCAGCUCCCCUCCUCCGAAGCUCGAGCGGGAGGAGCGAGGAGGGGGCGAGCAGAAGGAGCGAGGAGAGGAUGGGAGCGCAGGGAGCAGAGCUGAUGCAGGAGGCGACAACUCGGUACGUGCGCGAGCAUGUCAGAGCCCUCGAUAG
Molecule: messenger RNA, 1743 nt
Organism: Guillardia theta CCMP2712
Lineage: Eukaryota; Cryptophyceae; Pyrenomonadales; Geminigeraceae
Exons: 2
Coding region: 1-1743 (580 amino acids)
Source: RefSeq, a predicted model, not a curated record